Messenger RNA from Penicillium alfredii, 1545 nucleotides. Its product is annotated as putative MFS transporter. Gene Ontology annotation, biological process: transmembrane transport. Bases 1 to 1545 code for a protein of 514 amino acids. The transcript is spliced from 2 exons. The record is from RefSeq and is a predicted model, not a curated record. Gene Ontology annotation, molecular function: transmembrane transporter activity. NCBI's taxonomy places the organism in Eukaryota, Fungi, Ascomycota, Eurotiomycetes, Eurotiales, Aspergillaceae. Gene Ontology annotation, cellular component: membrane.
AUGGCUGCUGUCCUCGCCGGCAACCAGCCCGUUGCGGACGAAAAGGUUCUCUCACAACAUAAGGAGACCUUGAUGUGGGAUGUCACUCACGAUGCCGCCGAGACCGGCCAUGCAGCCACAGACCAGUAUGGUCAGGCGCUGGUGGAAUUUGACCCAGCCGCGGAAUCACGACUGAGAUUGAAAAUCGACUUGUGUAUUGUGCCGACCGUUGCCUUAUUGUAUCUUUUUUGUUUUAUCGACCGAGCCAACGUCGGAAAUGCAAAACUCGCUGGGUUCAACAAAGAUCUUGGAUUGGAGCACUACGACUAUAACGCCGUUCUGUCAAUUUUCUUUGUCGCAUAUAUCAUCUUCGAGAUCCCCAGCAACAUUGCCUGUAAAUGGAUUGGGCCGGGAUGGUUUCUCCCCAGUAUCACUUUGGGCUUUGGGAUUUGCUCCGUUGCCACGGCCUUCGUGACCGACAUCCACAGUGCAUCCGGCGUGCGGUUUUUGCUGGGUAUGUUUGAGGCGGGCCUGUUGCCCGGCAUCGCGUACUACCUGUCGCGAUGGUAUCGACGCAGCGAACUAGCCUUUCGGCUGUCGCUGUACAUUGUCAUGGCACCACUCGCUGGUGCAUUUGGAGGUCUGCUGGCCUCGGGCAUACUCACACUCGACCAUUUUGGGAGUCUCCACAGCUGGCGAAUGAUUUUCGCGAUUGAGGGCAUCAUCACAAUUGGUCUCGCGCUUAUUGCAUUCGUGACAUUGACGGACCGUCCAGAGACAGCCCGGUGGCUUUCACAAGAGGAAAAGGACUUGGCUGUGGCGCGCGUCAAAUCGGAGCGCAUCGCAACGACGGAAGUGCUGGACAAGAUCGAUCUGCCCAAAACCCUGCGCGGCAUUUUUAGCCCCGUGACACUCACCAGUGCGGUUGUGUUCCUGCUCAACAAUAUUACAGUGCAAGGUCUGGGGUUCUUCGCCCCGACCAUUGUGCAAACCAUCUAUCCGGACACUAGCGUGGUGUCUCAGCAACUACACACUGUGCCACCUUAUGUUGUCGGGGCCUUCUUCACUCUUCUUUUUCCGUUUCUCAGUUGGCGGCUUGACCAGCGAUUGAUCUUUUUCAUCAUUAGCCCACCGCUAAUGAUUGCCGGUUAUAUUAUGUUCCUGGCCAGCAGGGACAGCAUGGUGCGAUACGGGGCCACCUUCAUUAUAGCCAGCGGAGCCUUUGCAUUUGGCGCCCUUUGUACCGCGCAUGUGUCGGCCAACGUGGUAUCAGACACGGCCAGAUCAUCUGCCAUUGGGACCACGGUGAUGUUUGGGAAUGUGGGGGGAUUGAUCUCCACCUGGUCCUUUCUGCCCUUCGACGCGCCUGACUAUCACAUUGGCAAUGGUCUGAACUUGGCGACGGCCACAACCACUCUGCUACUGGGGGCGGGACUUUGGAUGUACAUGGCAUGGGACAACCGUCGGCGGGAUCGUAUCAACGUCAACCAGGUUUUGGCUGGGUUGUCACAGAAGCAAAUCCAGGAUUUGGACUGGCGCAACCCGGCCUUUCGCUGGCGACCAUAG